AUGGAUGAUUCAAGUCUCGAUGACAUUGCGCGACAGCUGUCUGAUCUUGAAGUUGCGCUGUUUCUGUGUCUGGCAGCUCGCGAACAUUGCUUAAUCGAGACGACGAGUGACGGAAUCAAUGAUCUUGGGAAAGAACUGGCAUUGAUCUGCUCUCAAACGUUUGGCCUAUCCUACUCCAUCGUUGAUUUUGACUCGACGACAACAAUCGAGGAGAUCCAUAAUGAUAUUCUCACUGUGGAUGCUCGUAAAAGCCAGGAGCGACCUCUAUAUUCUCGAAGAAAAACCGGAUCAUCCAGCAGUGUUUCAGCCUAUCUGAGCCUUCAAGAUCGCAGCAAGUCACCGAUACCAAGCCUUGCGCCUGAUGAAAUCAACGUGGUGAAUGUUAUCAUUGCUAAAAAUUUCAACUUGGUCAACGAUGAUCUCCAAGUACAGGCGUUACAUUUAAUGCGCACAAGGAAACUGGCUAUAGAAAUGAAAAUUCUUAAUGCGCCGGCUGAUUUCAUGUUUUUGCCUCUUGUUGCGCGAGAUUCCGAUCAACUACAACCUUUGCUCAAGGCGCAUCUGAAUGAUAACCUGCUAGUCUCUUAUUUUCAUGACCCGAUGGAUGGAUACAUGUAUCUGGAAGAGAGUGACUGGCUUUCGGACGGUCAACUGUCAGCUUCAUCGGUCAUUCACAAACCAAAACAUGCCGAGAAGAUAACUGCCAAGGUGAACCAAACUAUGAUAGAGAAGCUCCGAGAAGAGACAGACGCAGUCACAACGAGUGCAGAAGUGGCCCGGUACAUUCAAGAUAUCAUCGUAUUCUUGCGUCUCAGUCGAGCCGUUGCUGGAGGCAUAUCUGCGAAGGCGAACAUUCAAUUCUCUCGGCUUGCGAAGCUCCUGGCACCUUUGCAUGGCAUGGAUUAUCUUACGCCAUCGAUUGUAUCACUGGCGGCAAGGAAAGUGUUCCGUCACCGCAUCAUCGUCGCGAGUCCUGACGAUGAUCGGAGUCUUCAGUAUGGUAGUGAUCUGGCGGCGGUCUCUCAUAUCCUUGUAGAUAUCACCCCGGAUUCAAUUCUGGAUGGGGUAUUAGCUUUGGAGCCACCAAUUUAA
Messenger RNA from Penicillium taxi, 1092 nucleotides. RefSeq lists its product as uncharacterized. NCBI's taxonomy places the organism in Eukaryota, Fungi, Ascomycota, Eurotiomycetes, Eurotiales, Aspergillaceae. The transcript is spliced from 7 exons. Bases 1 to 1092 code for a protein of 363 amino acids. The record is from RefSeq and is a predicted model, not a curated record.